AUGGAAAUCCCACAGCUCGGAUAUGGAACUUUUUUGGCGACAGAUUCCGAAAAACUAAAAGCUGCCCUUCAUUAUGCAAUUGAAGAAUGUGGAGUCAGAAAUCUGGAUUGUGCAUGGGGAUACAACAAUCAAGAAAUCAUUGGGGAGGCAUUGAAAGAGAUCUUUUCUAAGGGAAAAAUUAAGCGUGAAGAUAUUUUCAUUACUUCCAAGCUUUGGUGCACACAUCAUCGACCAGAUCUAGUUGAAUAUGAACUCAAAGAAACAUUAAAACAGUUCCAACUCGAUUAUAUAGACCUUUGGUUGAUGCAUUUUCCUAUUGCCAACGAAUCUAGAACUGAUCGCGAUUAUUUUCCAAAAGAUGCCAGUGGAAAAUUCAUUCAUGAGCAAAUAGAUAUGCUUGACACAUAUAAGGCAAUGGAAGAAUGCAUGAAGAAAGGCAUGACACGUCAUAUUGGUGUCUCCAACUUCUCAAUUGAACAACUUGAGCGUGUUUGGUUCAAUUGUGAGAUCAAACCAUACGCAAACCAGGUUGAAUGUCAUGUUUACAAACAACAUCAUCCAUUAAUCCAAUAUUGUGAAAGUCAUAACAUCUUCUUGAUGGCACAUACAACAAUUGGACAUCCACCACUUAAGGGAUAUCGUGGAUGCAUGUUGAUUGAAGAUCCAGAUGUUGUCAGUAUUGCAAAGGAAGUUGGUAAAACACCAGCACAAGUUUGUAUCAAAUAUCUCAUCCAAAUGAGUCCAAAAGUUGUUGCAAUUCCUAUGUCUAUGAAUCCAGCCAACAUCAAACUCAACUACGACAUGAAUUUCACACUGAAUGAGUCACAAAUGAACAAGCUCAAGUCUCUUGAUAAGUUCUAUUCAUUCCUUUAUUUUCCAGAUGUCUUUGGUGUUGAUGUUCUUGGUUUAGGAUUUAAUGUUUGGGGAUAA
Trichomonas vaginalis G3 is the source of this 930-nucleotide messenger RNA. Its product is annotated as oxidoreductase protein. The transcript has a single exon. Bases 1 to 930 code for a protein of 309 amino acids. Gene Ontology annotation, molecular function: aldose reductase (NADPH) activity. The record is from RefSeq and is a predicted model, not a curated record. NCBI's taxonomy places the organism in Eukaryota, Parabasalia, Trichomonadida, Trichomonadidae. Gene Ontology annotation, cellular component: cytosol.